Rubroshorea leprosula is the source of this 2571-nucleotide messenger RNA. The record is from the annotation of a GenBank genome assembly. NCBI's taxonomy places the organism in Eukaryota, Viridiplantae, Streptophyta, Magnoliopsida, Malvales, Dipterocarpaceae.
CCUCAAUUCCAUACUCUUCCUCCUCCUUUAAACAUUUCACCAGGAGGGUUUGUUUUCUGUUCCAUUUUCUGUCGCUUUCCCUGGAAAUCUCAGUUUCCAUUUUUGUUAAGGUUCCAAAACCCAGAAAAAAAAAAUGGUUUUUCCAUUGAGUUUUACUGAUAAUCUUUCCAUUACAAACAGACCAAGAAUCCCAAAAAUGGUUUACACUUGUAGAAGGGUGUCAUCUCAUCAGCUUCACUUGAAACCAAUCUACUGUUCUGCUCAGCACCAUAAAAUUUCUAGUAGUCCUAAUACCAUUGAGGACAGAAAACCCAAAACCCAUGUUAUAGACCCUAUCAUAUUGACAACUACUAGGGAGGUUUCUCCCAAGAAGAAGAAAAACAGGGGAAAUGAGAAGAGAAGUUGGUUUUCUCAUGCCGGAAGGGAAGAGAUGAUGGUUUUGUGUGGGUUUGGGUACUGGGUGCAAGGCUUCAGGUGCUUUCCGUGGUUGGCCCUCAACUUCCACAUGGCUCAUAAUCUGAAUUUGUAUCCAUCAACAUUGCAGCUUGUGCAGAACUUUGGGAACCUUCCCAUGGUGGCUAAGCCUCUCUAUGGGGUGCUAUCUGAUGCUCUUUCUAUUGGUGGUGCUCAUCGGAUACCUUAUAUUUCCAUUGGAGUCUUUUUGCAGGUCCUGUCUUGGGGAUCAUUGGCACUGAUUCCUGUUGCAGGCAAAGCCCUUCCUACUCUUAUGGCAUGUGUUCUCCUAAGUAAUCUGGGAGCAUCCAUUACAGAAGUUGCAAAGGACGCUCUUGUGGCAGAAUAUGCACAAAAACACAAAAUUGCUGGACUCCAGCCUUAUGCUUUCAUGGCUUCAGCCAUGGGUGGAAUCCUGGGAAACUUAGUAGGGGGGUGUUUCUUGCUCAAAGCACCACCCAGAACCAUAUUCCUCAUAUUCUCAAUUUUAUUAUCUCUUCAACUUGCAAUUGCUUUAUCAGCACGAGAGGAAUCUCUUGAUUUUGCUAGACCAUCAGAGUCUAGUCUGGCCCGAAAAUCGGUUCCAGAAAGUAUAAGAAAACAGCUAUGUGAUCUUAUGACAGCUAUUAGUGAGGAAAGCAUCUCUCGACCUCUUAUUUGGGUUGUUGCUGCUAUUGCCAUGGUUCCCGUUCUGUCUGGUUCAAUCUUUUGCUAUCAAACACAAUGUCUAAAUCUUGAUCCAUCAGUUAUUGGGAUGUCACGAGUGAUUGGCCAGUUGAUGCUUCUUUCCUUGACUGUUCUUUACAAUCGUUACUGGAAAGAAAUGCCGAUGAGAAAACUGAUUGGUGCCAUACAGGUUCUCUAUGCAUCUUCCCUUCUUCUAGACCUCGUUUUGGUAAGACAGAUUAAUGUUGGACUCGGAAUUCCCAAUGAAGUGUUUGCCCUUGGUUUCUCUGGUUUAGCAGAACCUCUUGCACAAUUUAAGAUCCUUCCUUUUUCAGUGCUGCUGGCAAGUUUAUGUCCCCAGGGUUGUGAAGGAUCUCUUACUUCAUUUUCCGCAUCUGUGUUGUGUCUGUCAUCAGUUUUCAGUGGGUUUCUGGGUGUUGGACUGGCUUCUUGGCUUGGAAUAACAUCUGGCGACUACUCAAGCCUGCCUGCUGGAAUUUUGAUACAGUUCCUUGCAGCACUUGUACCUUUGGGAUGGAUACAUCAUGUCCCCAUGUGUCAAUCUGUUCCGGAGAAGGAAAGAAAGAGAGUUAUGAGUAAAAGAACUCGGAGAAACAGAAGAGUAGGAAGAGUAGUGGUUGGUUCAAUAUUUGUUUAUCGCCGAGAAAGGGAAUCAGAGGCACCAAAAUAAAGAAGUUACAGAGUUUUGUGGUAAGAAUUCUUCAGAAACAGUAGAGCAAGAAAGCUGAGGUACCAGUUCUUCUCUUAAGUUGAUGGCUCCAGUCUCUGCACAUCAGUUAUUGCUUCCUCGCACAUGUCAGCCAUUAUAGAAGCCCAGGUCGUUAUUGUACAUUCAGAAGGAGCUUCUCCUUCUCCUUCAUUACUUCCACUUGGACCUGCAAAAUUGUUCCAUCCAAUUUCUUUCAAGCAUCCUUUGCUUCCAUUUCUGCUGCUAUUCUAGUGAAACCAUCUUUUAGCAAUUUGGAAGCUCAACAUGAAUUUGCUGGCGCAAAGACUGAUGCCAAAGCAAUAAAGGCACCCAGAUGAUCUGUAUCAGCAUGCUUGUGGAAGGACAAUGUAAUCUGCAGGUACUCCAGGGUUGCUGAAAAUGCAACAUUUUUGCAACAGUAAAUGUACAUGGUUUUACUGUUUCUUGUAUGAGAAAAUCCUACAUACGUAAGGAUAUUACAUAAGUGAGAAGGCAUUCAGUUCAAGCCUACUGAUUUGCCUAAUUACCUCGCCCUGGUUUUGUCAUUUGAUUAACGUGAUUUACAGAGACAGGAUGUACAAUAUGUCUAUCUUGUAGUCCUUUGGAAAGCAAAUUAUGGCUAUGCAAAACAUACCCUAAAGCAAUAAGAUAUUUUGGGGAAAAGGCCAUGAUACAGGGUUAGGGUCAUUGCUCUGUGGUCAUGAUCAUUGUGUGAUACAAGACAAUAAACAACCUAUGCACUC